AUGUCAUACGUGUUUCAUGUGCUUAUAAUCUUCUUUCUUCCUUGCCUCAAGACACCCAGGAAACAUUCCGAACCAGGCGCGAAACAAGAUGAAGCGGACAAUGAGGAGGCUGACACGUCGGAGCGCGUGUCAUCUGAGGAAGCGUGGCUAUUCCCUGUGUUUGGAUCAAUAGCAUUGCUUGGUUUCUACCUAAUCGUAAAAUACAUAGGAAAGGAAUGGAUAAAUUGGCUGCUGGGUUGGUACUUUUCAUUAAUGGGUGUGGGUAGUGUGUCCAAGGUACGUCUCAACCUCCGGUCCUUCAUUUCAAAGGUAGGGACCGCUGGAGACGCUUCGACAGAAACGAGAUAUACUUUCUCAAAGGCUCAAAGAGUACAAUAUGCAUCCCUAGCUUUCAGGACUCCUUCCCUCCUCUUAAUUCCUCUCGGCACGAUCCCAUCCAUCAUCUACAACUAUACCGACGGGCCGGCCAAGUCAUCCCUCGUCACAGACAUCUUAGCUCUUUCAUUCUCUCACAACGCCCUUUCGCUGCUCAAAAUUGAUUCGUUCAAAACCGGUACAAUCUUGCUUUCUGGUCUAUUCCUAUACGAUAUCUGGUGGGUAUUCGGGACCGAAGUCAUGGUCAAAGUUGCUACGAACCUUGAUCUUCCCAUCAAGCUGUUAUGGCCUAAAUCGGCCAUUUUCUCUACCUCCAAAGGCUUCACCAUGCUGGGCCUUGGUGACAUUGUUGUACCAGGCCUCUUCAUCUCUCUAGCUCUGCGUUACGACUACAGCCGCCACACGCGCUCGAAUUCCCGUGCACCCUCAUUCGUCAAGCCCUACUUUUACGCUGCCUUAUCCUCAUACGUGGCCGGCUUGGUCACCACCAUGACUGUGAUGCACACCUUUAAGGCCGCCCAGCCAGCGCUAUUAUAUCUCAGCCCCGCAUGCAUCCUCUCUUUCUUCAUUACCGCGUCGCUUCGUGGAGAACUUUCCGAAGCCUGGGCUUGGAGUGAUGAAGCGCCGGAGACAGAGGCCACAUCAGCCCGGCACCUUCACGACUCCGAGAGCAAGAAGCAGGACUGA
This is a messenger RNA of Stereum hirsutum FP-91666 SS1, 1062 nucleotides long. Its product is annotated as peptidase A22B signal peptide peptidase. NCBI's taxonomy places the organism in Eukaryota, Fungi, Basidiomycota, Agaricomycetes, Russulales, Stereaceae. Gene Ontology annotation, cellular component: membrane; lumenal side of endoplasmic reticulum membrane; cytoplasmic side of endoplasmic reticulum membrane. Gene Ontology annotation, molecular function: aspartic endopeptidase activity, intramembrane cleaving. Gene Ontology annotation, biological process: membrane protein proteolysis. The coding region runs from base 1 to 1062 and encodes 353 amino acids. The record is from RefSeq and is a predicted model, not a curated record. The transcript is spliced from 7 exons.